UUGUUGUCGCUGUUGUUGCUCUGGUUGUUAGUGUUGCCAACAACACAUCGAUUGUCACAGUCGCUGCCCUCGCAUUCCAAUUCAAAAAUGCCGCGCAUGCCAAUGAUCGCAGUCGCAGCGACGCCGCUGCUUCUGCUGACGCUGCUGCUGCUGCUGCUGCAGACGCCGACAGCAAGCACAGCGACGGCAGUUAAAGCUAAAGGAAACAUCAUGGAGGAGGAGACAACAUCAUUUGGGGAUAUCGAUGAAAGCACGGUGACCAUUAAAGUGGAUUCAGAUCUCAUUCUAACCACCGAGGAUAACAUACAGGAAUUCACCCAUCUGCCGGAUAAUGGACUGACAACCACGGAGGAACCACUGCCGCAGUCGGUGUUGCUCCAGCUGGAAAGGGAACGAACUGAGAUGUCACAUCAGCAAAAACUCAACGAAACAACAGCUAAGAAACUGCUGGAAAAUCUAAUAAAGACAACAACAACACCACCACCAACAAUAACAACAACUACCACAGAGGAAGUCACAACAAUUCGCAUGUCAAAUGAAAAGAACAAUUUUUACUCUGGACAAAAUUCGGAUUUGGAAAUGAUGGAGGAUAAAAGAAAUGGAUCUAUAGAAGCCACAACAUACUUGCCACAAUUCGAGGCAACUGUAACGCCUGUGGACAGUCUGGCAUUCUAUAUCAACACAAAUAAGUACGAAUCGCAGAGUGAGCAAGGCACCACCAAUACUCCAUUGGAGGAGUACAAAUUCACCAGUGGACCACUUCCGGCGGGUGUGGAGAGAUAUGCCACAGAAGAUUCACUCACAGAUGAAACCACAUUUCUGCAAAAUCUGGAAGAAAUGCUUGAAUCCACUCAAGCAACGGAGGAAGCCAUUUCGGAGACAACGCCAGCACCAGAGGAGAGCACCACUAGCACCACGAGCACCACAAGCACCACACCACAGGCGAUUAUAGUCACCACUGAGAAACCCAUGGAUAUUGUCGAUUUGCUGCGCAUGAUUAACUCCGAUAUGAUUACCACAAAGAUCAUGCCAGAAUCUACAACCACCGAAGAGUCAAUGCUUGAGUCGAGUACGGACAGCAGCACCACCAAGUUAGCUGAAGAAACCACAAUUGCAGCACCCAAAAUGCAAUCGAUGCUUGAAGCAAUUGUUACGACAACAUUUACGGUUCCUGAUGCAACCACAACUGUAGAAAGCAGCACCACCCAAAUUAUCGACGAAACCACAACUGAGCCUCUAAAAGGGACGCCAUCAUCUGAAGCUGCUGUGACGUCAACAACUACAAAUGCGCCCGAAACCACCAGCACAACUUUGGCAAGCAGCAGCACCACCAGCAUCACAGAAGAUAUAGCGGAAACCACAAUUGAACCACCCAAACAUCAGUCAAUGCUGGCAGCAGUGUUGAUGACAACAACUGACAGUGUGCCUGAGACAACGACAAGUUUAGAAACCACCACAAGCAGCAGCAGCACUAGCACCACUAGUACCACCACCACCACCACAGAGGCCAUUCCCAUUGUGGCAACGAGAGCACCACGCGUGGAACGAAUCUUUAAUUCGGAUGGAGUUGAGGUGCUGUACGGUUACUCAUCAGUGGUGCGAACGAAUGGCGUUUAAUGCCGCAUGACAUACAAAUUACCAAAAAUUACCUUGUCAAGGUCAACUUGCCAUACAAAUCUAAUUUUUCGAAGAAGCAGCGAAAGCUCCAAAUUCUAAGCGAGCUAAAUAUUAAAAUAUUGUGAUAAACUGAAACAAAAGAAAAAAAAGGAAAAUAAAACUGAAAACACAACAAAAAACUGUAAAUUAAAUGAAAUAUGAAUAAUAUUGUGCAAAAUGUGGUGUGGCUGGAGAAACGAUUUUUUUUUAAAUUAUAAAUAAAACAUGAAUUACUGAAUUCCAAUAAAACAUUUCGUAUUUGA
Molecule: messenger RNA, 1919 nt
Organism: Drosophila innubila
Lineage: Eukaryota; Metazoa; Arthropoda; Insecta; Diptera; Drosophilidae
Product: mucin-5AC
Exons: 1
Coding region: 88-1617 (509 amino acids)
Source: RefSeq, a predicted model, not a curated record